AUAAGAACAGCUGACCAACAAAGAAAUAGUAAAACUACGUAAAAGAUACAACAAAUACGAUAAUUUCCAUAAUUUUCGUUGUCGAAAGGAAAACUUUAUUUUGUUUGAAUAAAUUCGCAAAAUUAUAGCAUAAAAUGGCCUUAGCUAAUGUUUUAUUGCUAAGCCAAAUAACAGGACAUGUUAUUGUGGUUAUCUUGGCUCUGUGCAUGAUUGUUCCCCUUAGUUUAAAUAUGCGAGAUUUUUGCGGUCAUUGUUUGUUAUUUACAACAGGCAAAUGGCGUGAGGAGGAUGGAAUGUUUGAUCCCCAAUGGGCUUCUUCAGAUUUUUGUAACUUUCCCUUGGUCACGGGCGUUCUUAUGGCUCUCAUUUCUUCCAUACAAAUCUAUCGUUAUGUGCGCAUGAAAGAUGAAGAAUCAUUUUUGGGCCUAUUCAUCGAUGUCGUGCUAAGCACUUGGAUAUUGGCAAUGUGUAUUAUUUCAUCCAUUAUGAUAACAUUGGGUUUCAUUGUUUGGUGUGAUGGUAUGACUGAACGUUUUCCAACGUGUGAAAUAACGGCGGGGCAAAAUAUUAUACAUGCAAAUACCGAUAAUAUAGAGAAUUCUGGAUUUUACAUCGAAAUGGGAACGGCACAGUUUGGUGCCUGGGGUGCAUUUGCCAUCAACGUCGGCAUUGGAGUUAUUGCCCUCCUGAAACUAAUCAAUAAUCAUCAAGUGCGCAACAUCAAAGUCUCCAUGUAUUUGGAACGUCAACGCCUGGUAAAUCAACAUCAGGUUCAACAAGAUGGUCGUUCCACACCACCGGCUAUGUCCUCAAGUGAUUCCGAGCAAGUAAAAUAGUUGAGUCGUUCAGAGGAAGACUGUCUUGGUACAUUGUGUCAUAACAAUCACAGUCUCGAUCAAGAAAUUGUAUUUUUAUGUUUUAUAAUUUGUAUAUGUUUUCUACUAUUAUUAUCUCAUUUUAUUGUAAUUGUCAUGUUAAAUGCCACCUCGAUGCGUAGUGGUGGUAUUUUGUAAAAUAAGUUUAAUUCACACUCCAUUUAUACUAGAUCUGUUUACUAUUUAUUAAGAUGCCAAAAAAAAAAAUAAGACAUAGAAGGAAAAUGUAGUAUUGAUUAUCGAUUUAAUCUCAUAUUUAUAUAGAAAAUAAAAAUAUUUCCAAUAUCAAUUAUGAUGGGCCAAUAAGAUGUUGCCCAAUAUACACAUUAUUUACUGCGAAUAAAAAAAAAACAAAAACGUAAAUCAACAAGAA
This is a messenger RNA of Stomoxys calcitrans (stable fly), 1248 nucleotides long. Its product is annotated as transmembrane protein 179. The coding region runs from base 135 to 836 and encodes 233 amino acids. The transcript is spliced from 3 exons. The record is from RefSeq and is a predicted model, not a curated record. NCBI's taxonomy places the organism in Eukaryota, Metazoa, Arthropoda, Insecta, Diptera, Muscidae.